Messenger RNA from Syngnathus acus (greater pipefish), 9630 nucleotides. RefSeq names its product REV3 like, DNA directed polymerase zeta catalytic subunit (gene rev3l). Gene Ontology annotation, biological process: double-strand break repair via homologous recombination; error-prone translesion synthesis. The transcript has 31 exons. The record is from RefSeq and is a predicted model, not a curated record. Bases 323 to 8899 code for a protein of 2858 amino acids. Gene Ontology annotation, molecular function: nucleotide binding; DNA-directed DNA polymerase activity; DNA binding. Gene Ontology annotation, cellular component: nucleus; zeta DNA polymerase complex. Lineage: Eukaryota; Metazoa; Chordata; Actinopteri; Syngnathiformes; Syngnathidae.
CCUGGCUGAAAACAAAAACACCAUGCACUGUUAAAAAUCACGGGACAGUCGCCGAGCAACAUGGAGCCGACAGCGAAGGAGAGUCGUUGUCUGCUGUAGCUCCACUGCUGCGGUACAAUUGUGGAUUAUUAGAACGCGUCGGUGACGCGGAACCUUUUGUUCCUUUUCUUUCCAACCGGGCGUCCCCUGCGCUUCGUCCUUUCGGAGUGACAGCACCCGGGCCGGCUUUUCUCAACUGGUAGUCGAGUAUUUCUUCCCAAAUGGACUCCUAGCAAUUGUUUUUUUCAGCUAUUUUGCUUGGUGUGAAGCGGCCAAAGCAGUCAUGUUUGCCGUGCGCAUCGUCACCGCAGACUACUACCUGGCAAGUCCAAUAAAAAACCUGGACGUGUGUUAUUCCGAGUUCAGGGAAAGCGACGUGAAGAAGGUGCCAGUGGUGCGGAUAUUUGGAGCAACGCCCGCAGGUCAGAAGACAUGUCUCCACCUUCAUGGAGUGUUCCCAUACAUCUAUAUCCCAUACGAUGGUCAUGGACAGAAACCGGAACGAUACCUGCGUCUGGUGGCCUUCAGCAUUGACAGAGCGCUCAACGUUGCCAUGGGAAACCCUGCUUCCGAAGUCCAGCAUAUCUUCAAGGUGGUGAUGGUUUCUGGCAUGCCUUUCUAUGGAUACCACUCCAAGGAGAAGCACUUUAUGAAGAUAUAUUUGUACAAUCCUCAGAUGGUCAAAAGGGUUUGUGAGUUGUUGCAGAGCGGAGCAGUGAUGAACAAGAUUUACCAGCCCCACGAAGGCCACAUCCCAUACCUGCUGCAGCUUUUCAUCGACUACAACCUGUAUGGCAUGAACCUGCUCAAUCUUGCAGCAGUUAAGUUCCGCGGGCGCAAAAACAAAGAGGAUGUGCUGCCAAACCCAGACCAGCAGACCCCCAUCACUAAAUCCAGUCCCUGGAAGAGCCCGUCUACGUCCAAACUCAACGACAGCACCCUUGGGGGCACCUUUGUCCGCUGGGAGGAGAACGCCAUUCCCUGCUCCUUAGUCCUGGAUGAGGUGGAGAAGCAGAGCACCUGUGAGCUUGAAGUUGACGCUGUUGCCGUAGAUGUCCUCAACCGUCUCGAGAUUGACAAUCAAGUCGGAAGGAACCCCGGCCUACAAGCAAUCUGGGAGGAUGAGAAGCAGCGAAGGAGAGAAAAGAACAAGGAUUCACAGAUUGAAACUCCGGAGUCGCAAGAACGUGCAUUUGUCACUUCAACCGAGAGUGAGCAAAUCUUCAUGAGAAGGUUAAAGGAGAUUCUGAAGGACAAUGAGUUUGAUGUGACACCGGCUUCCCCUGUUAGCGAUGGCGAGGCUUUCAGUGAUCUCACCGUGCAUUCCUCAUUCCAUUUGACACCAGAGGAAGUGGAGUGUACACCUGCUUCAGCUGUGGACGUGCACAGGGACUCUGAGCCAGAAUCUGUCAGAAGCAGCGGUAAAAUCCCAGAGGAGGCUGUUGUUGAUGAGGAGGCCAUUUUAUGUCUACUAGAGAACAGUCCGAGCUUCCUACAGGCCUCUCAGACAUCCAGCCACUCACCUUUAUUAGACAGCAGCCAAGACCGUGCCGUGAUUGAUUUGCUGGCAGGUUUAGCGGAUGACUGCAGGACUCCUGGUCUGCACACUUCACAGUCCCAGUCCCUUCCGAGUACCAAAAACUGUCACUACAACAGUGACGACGAGGAGGCAAGACCAGAGUUAGACAAGGAAGAGGCGCAGCUCAGUGUGACAAUGUCACAACGCUGGGACAGCGAGCCCCUUGAAAGCUCAUCUUUACAAAGGUCCGGUGUCAAGGAGGCACAGGACAACUUCAGCGAUGAGCACCAGGAAUCGUCCGAUGACGACAUGGAGUGGAGCGCUAAUAAUUCUUUAUUUGCUCAUUUGUCCAUCCCCCAGUUUGAUGGGGCAGCAGAUGAGAGCAGCGAUUCGUCCUUAACGGACAGCGGCUCCAGAACCCAGUCCUCCCUUGUAGUCACCGAGAAAAUUAUAAUGACAGGAACUCGUAUCCCAGGCGAGAGUAUCCACCUUGAACCCCCAUCCUCAGCCAAGAUCUUUCUGGAGUGCAAACACUCCGAGCACAGCCCAGUUCAUGUUUUGGACAAGGAGCAACCACACUUUCAGUCAAAGAGCAGUCAGGAGAGCAUUAGUGAAUGUUCAACAGGCUUAAAAGUGAAUAAAAAAAUUCCCUACAUCCCACCCGUCAAACAUCCCAUUCCCUGUAAAACAAUCAGCCAACCGGACGUAUCGGCCACCUGCGUGGAAAAAGAGGACAUUCACCCUUUGUACAACUAUGACAAGAAAGCAUCUUUAGCUUUGGAUAGAGAUGAUCUUGAAAGUUUUCAAUCCAACACUAAUAAGGUCACCAAAAGAAGAAAGGGCAUAAAAAACGUGGAAACAAACCGUCUGUCCAUACUUCAGAACCACAGGGCGUUUUCCCUCUGCUAUUCGGAGCUGAGAAACUGCUCAACCAAGACGGACCUUGACCUCAGCCAGUUGGAUCGACAUAGCCCCCUCCUGAGAAACAUUUCCUCAGCACCUCCAACUCUUGAAAAUGAAACCUUUUUCAACCCUCAGGAGGGGGAGAUGAGUAAAGAUAGCGAAGAGGGAGAUGUCGGUGAGCUCAAAAUCAGGUACGAGGACUAUCAGGAAAACAAAACGGAAAAGACGAUCGUAGCGCAACAGGAAGCACACUACAAGUUCUUCCCGAGUGUCAUUCUCUCCAACUGCCUAAACGGAAAGAAACCUUGCAACAAAAAGAUGCCCAAUUCAUGCAGCAAAGUAGAACAAGCCCAGAAUCGUAGGUCCAGGCUAAAACUAAAUAAGAAAAGAUUAUCGGGACCGAGCAACAAAUUAAACAUGGAUGACAGCUCCACCCCUGACAGCCAGGUUAGCAUCGGUUGUACCUCGGUCACACCUGAUCGUCCGGGGAUCGGGGAUACGGAAAUGCUAGUUUGUGAGGACAAUUCAGCGAAGCCAGAAUCCAUUUUACACGAGCCGAUUAUUGGAGAAAAUUCACUCGUCAUUGCUCCUAGUUUCUCAGAAGAAGCUAAAGACACCUCAGACGACACUUUAAGCCUCCUGCAAGAUUUAGCUACUAAAGUAACUUGUACAAAAGCCUCAUCCCUGCCUGGUAGUAAAUACACUCUGAGGACCAAACGAAAAAUGCUUUAUGACAGUGACGGCGAAUACUCGGGUGGCACACGGUCUAAAAACGGAGCACCUGGAAAAGAACGCCUCAAAGGUUGCGGUAUCCGUAGUGGGCAGGAGAUCAAAUCCCAGAAGCGACGUAAGAAAGAACCCCCGGUUAUCAUCAAGUACAUUAUUAUCAACAGAUUUAAAGGAGAGAAAAACAUGUUGGUGAAAAUGUGCAAAGUCAAUGCAGAGCAGAAGAGAGUAACACUGACAAAAGACAAGUUGGAUCAAUACAAUCAACUAGCCCCCUUAAAGAAUUUCUGGCCCAAAUUGCUGGAAUCGACUGCCGUUGAGGUUCCCGUCCCCGAGUCAAAGACAAAAAAACAAUAUAAGCGAAAGUCUAAAGUCAACCCGUCGAAUAAAAAAACAGGCGAUAGCGUCUCUAAACUUCAAGUUGGACCGGGUGAAAGGGUCAAAAGGACUAAGAGCUGUGAAAAACGUAUGUUUGAAUUAGGCUAUCUUUCUGAUCGAGCUCAAAGUCCUACAGAUUCAAAACCACCUCAACCUUGGUCUCCACCAGACCCUCUUCGAACUUCAAAACAACUCAAAAACACGCUCAUUGAUCCCUGUCUUAGUUUUGCACAACAAAUGCCACAGUCCUCCACCAAAGUAACAAAAAAGAGAUAUACUCCGAAAUCUACAGAUGCUAAAAAGAAAGACAAGAAUUCUGCCAUUGAGCCUUCAGGGGAAGAUCCCAAAAAACUAGAAGCUUCACAAAACGUUAAAGCUCCACCAAGACAAAGGAGGAAAGUAGCGGGUUCAGUUGAACCAAUCAAUCCUUCCGAAAACAAGCCGAAACCUAGCCGAUCGUACAAGAAGAAGGCCGGGAACCCUAAAAAUCACGUCGUUUUUCCAGAUAAUUCUUCAGCUAACCAGACGACAUGUACGACAGUCCAGUCUGUUGAACCAAAGUUAGAAAACAAUGACGUUUCUAUCAUGGAGGCCAGUCAGAACAUGGUACCACAUGUGCAAAUUGUGAAGGUAGAGCCUUCCAUGGAGGAGUUCCAAAUUUCAAAAGCCUCAAUCUCUCAGACACCUUCCCUGGAAAAUGCAAAACCGAAUCUCUCUCAGACCCCAUGCAGCUUGGCUGUCCUCAAGAAACUUUACCAAAAGAGUCAGCGUGGUCAGGCAAAAAGUCAACCAGACGCUAUCAACCAAUCAACCGCCGGACCUCACUCAGGAGCAUCGCUUGAUCCUGCGACUGAACGAGCCAAACCCAGAAAACCAACUCCGAGAAAACCCCGAGCUCCCAAAUCCACCAACCCCAAAGAUCCGAAACGAAGGAUACGGAAAGGCCAAUCAAACACCCAAUCCAGCGUGUCAGAUGUCAGCUUGCUCUUCCCGUCCGACCCAGAUAUGGACAGUUGCAAUUUAAUCGAAGACAGCUUAUCCCCGGAGCUCCCACCGAACUAUUCAUUUGAUAUCAACGCCAUUGAUCAGACGCAAUUCUCCAGCCCGUACAGUGGUACUCAGUUCGUCCUGACAGAUCAAAUCUUACCAGUUAAGUUCUUGAGCGACGCCAGUCAAGAAGCUGUCUCUGCUCACGCGUUGGCCUUUAAGAAACUACAACGACUGUCGGGUUAUGGAGAGGAACUGAAGCAAGACUCCGAGUGGCACAAAGUGAAACCCGCCAGUCCUGAUCUCUUUGACAGAUCCGAUCAAGGACCAUCUCCAUCCAACCACCUCACUUUCAUUGACUCUGACAAAUUGCAGAACCGAGAUUGUGACUUAGCGUCAAUCAAUGCCAACACCCUCAGCCCCUUUCAAGACUUUGACUGUGAAGGAAAAGAUCUCCUAUUUUCAUCGUGUGAACCUGCCCUACCAUUGUCUUUAAGCUCCGCAUGCCUUGCCAGCAAUGAAAGCUCUCCAACAGGCGAUCUCCUGGAAGGCAUUGACGUAUUGACUUCCACCACACCGAGUAGCUCUCCUUGCUCAGUCAGCUCACUGUCUCAGGUGAGGGCAAGCCAGAGCCGUGGACCAGGGGGAGGAGCCAACAUUCUGAAGCCCCUCAUGUGCCCUCCGAGUAGGGAGGAGAUCCUCAGCACUCUGCUGGACCUGGAGAUAUCAGAGGCCACCUUCCAGGAGCCCUUCUGCAGCGACCCCUCUGAUGCUCCGGGAAAGCCAAUGGAGGUUGGUGGUCGUAAGCUAGCGGUGGAAACCAGACUAGUCAAGGAGUUGAAGGAAUUCAGUGGAGAAUUGUCUUUAGAGGGCCUGCAUUUCUGGAAAACUGCCUUUUCAGCCAUGACGCAUUAUACCGCUGCCCCAAUGCCGUCUGAGCCUGCCCAGGGAGCACACCCAGGUAAAGGUCAGGCUGUGACUGACCCCCCGGGCAUGACCGGUGAGAAGCAAGUAGUCCUUGUGCCCUGCAAAAUGCCGCCGAGUCGGGAACGUGUGCAAUUGUGGUUGGAAGCCAGGAAGCAGUAUGAGACUUUACAAAAAGGGAUAAGACACGCAGAGUUGCUAAAGAAGGAGACUGUCGAGUCAGCUGCUCCCGGCUGCUCCACUUCAAACAUCAACUUGUGCGGGAAACCUCGCCUCAGAACUCCAAGGAGAAGAAAGGGCAACCUGUCACUAAUAUUGCCCCCCACAAAGAAUCCAAGCGACUCUCGAGAAAUGAGUCUACUAUCAGAUGAAGGUUCUAUCCAGCUUGAAGAAGAUGAUGAAAGAGCAGAGGAUGAUGAAGCCAGCUCUCCAGACCCCUUUGAAUUGCCUUCAUGGCAGGAGCCCAGGAACAGCUUAGCCACUGAUGAGUUCAACCAAAAAAGGGAAAAUUCUCCUGAAGCCCUCUCACCUGGAUUCUCCUUGGAAAGAGUGAGUGGAAAUCCCAGCUCUCGUGUCGCUAAUAAAGAAGAAAUGAGCAAUCAUGAUCUUCAGAGCACACCGUUUUUAAAGAAGCAUCUGAAAAGCGCUGAACAUCUGGAACCUGUGUGCAGCACCCCCAUAUCUAAAGAAGACCCUGUUGCUACGAGAAUACAGCAUAGGAGGGGAAGCCAAGCAGAGCCAUUGAGAAGAGUCUUACUUAACACACAGAUAAAGAACCAUUUUGCUGCUUUGAAUACUCCAAAGAGAGACAAUUCUCAGAUCGAAGGUCCUAGCAUAGCCAACUCUUACGGCUUCAAAGUCAGCCUGCAAAACCUAAAGGAUGCAAAAGCUCUGCAUGAGGUCCAGCACCUCACACUAAUGGGUAUGGAGCUUCAUGCACGAACUCGACGUGACCUCGAAGCUGACCCCGAGUUUGACCCCAUAUGUGCCUUAUUCUACUGCCUGACUUCUGACGCUCCUUUGCCGAAUGUAGACUGCUCCCAAUUGACAGGUGCAAUUGUGGUGCGUAAAGACCACGAGAGUUGUGACCAAGCAGGCCACAGAAAAACAGCGCCCCUGCUGGUCAGGUCAGGUGUCUCUGGGCUGCAGGUGAAGUACGCCACAGAUGAGAAUAUGCUGUUUCAAGAACUGGUCGCCGUCAUGAGAAGGUUUGACCCAGAUAUCCUGUUUGGAUAUGAGGUGCAGAUGCACUCAUGGGGCUACCUUCUCCAACGAGCUGCGGUUGUUGGUGUAGACCUUUGUCAACAGCUAUCACGUGUGCCAGGUGACUCGAGAGACAACCGCUUUGCUGCAGAAAGGGAUGAGUAUGGAGCAGACACAAUGACUGAGAUCAACAUCGUUGGACGAAUUGUCCUCAAUUUAUGGAGGGUGAUGAAAACGGAGGUGACGCUGAAUAACUACACUUACGAGAACGUGGCCUUUCAUGUGCUCCACCAGCGCUUCCCCUUAUACAGCCCCCGCACUUUGUCUGACUGGUUUGAUCACAACACUGACCUCUACAGGUGGAAGAUGGUAGACCAUUAUGUGAGCCGAGUGCAUGGCACUAUGCAACUACUUCUGCAGCACGACAUCAUCGGCAGAACCAGCGAGCUGGCCAGACUGUUUGGGAUCCAGUUCUUCCACGUUCUUACUCGAGGGUCACAGUACCGUGUUGAGUCCAUGAUGUUGCGUUUGGCCAAGCCGCUCAACUAUAUCCCAGUAACACCAAGCAUCCAGCAGCGAGCUCACCAGAGGGCGCCUCAGUGUCUCCCCCUAAUCAUGGAGCCAGAGUCACGCUUUUACAGUAACUCAGUGAUUGUCCUGGACUUCCAGUCGCUCUAUCCCUCCAUCGUCAUCGCAUACAAUUACUGCUACUCCACUUGCCUGGGCCACGUGGACGACUUGGGAACGACAGAUGAGUUUAAGUUUGGCUGCACCUCUUUGCGGGUUUCCCCUGAACUCCUCUACCAGCUCCGAAAUGAUAUCACUGUGUCACCCAAUGGCAUUGCCUUUGUCAAGUCGUCUGUGCGCAAAGGUGUCCUUCCCAGCAUGCUGGAGGAAAUCCUCAACACGCGUAUCAUGGUGAAGCAAUCCAUGAAAACCUACAAGCAGGAAAAAGCGCUAAUGAAGCUGCUGCAUGCCCGCCAGCUCGGACUUAAGCUCAUCGCCAACGUCACCUUUGGCUACGCUGCCGCCAACUAUUCUGGACGCAUGCCCAGCGUUGAGGUGGGUGACAGCAUAGUCCAUAAAGCACGAGAAACUUUGGAGAGGGCCAUCAAGAUGGUCAAUGACACAAAAAAGUGGGGAGCACGUGUUGUGUAUGGAGACACUGACAGCAUGUUUGUUUUGUUAAAAGGCGCCACCAAAGAGCAGGCCUUUAAGAUUGGCGAUGAGAUCGCCGAGGCAGUGACUGCAACCAACCCAAAGCCAGUCAAGCUCAAAUUUGAGAAGGUCUACCUGCCCUGCGUGCUCCAGACAAAGAAGCGCUAUGUGGGCUACAUGUACGAGAGCCUUGACCAGAAGGAGCCGGUGUUUGACGCCAAAGGAAUUGAAACGGUGCGACGUGAUGGCUGCCCGGCUGUUUCCAAGAUUCUGGAACGUUCUAUCAAGCUGCUUUUUGAGACGCGGGACAUCAGCCAGGUGAAGCAGUUUGUUCAACGCCAGUGCGUGAAGGUUCUGGACGGCCGGGCCAGCAUGCAGGACCUAACCUUUGCAAAGGAAUAUCGAGGCAGCGCUUCCUAUCGGCCUGGUGCCUGCGUACCGGCAUUGGAACUCACCAGGCGAAUGAUGGCAUACGACCGUCGCCUGGAGCCUCGCGUGGGCGAGCGCGUCCCCUACGUGAUUGUCUACGGGAUGCCCGGAUUGCCGCUCAUCCAGCUGGUCCGUCGGCCCCUGGAAGUGCUGCAGGACCCCGGCCUCCGCCUCAACGCCACCUAUUACAUCACCAAGCAGAUCCUGCCUCCGCUUGGCCGCAUGUUCCAGCUGAUUGGCGUCGACGUGCUCAGCUGGUACCAGGAGCUUCCCAGGAUCCAGAAGGCCUCGUGCUCGUCUGGUUUCGGCGGAGAGGACGUGGCCAGGAAGGGCACCAUUUCACAGUAUUUCACCACGCUGCACUGUCCCGUGUGUGACGAGCUGACCCAGCUGGGCGUGUGCUCGCGGUGCCGUGCGUCGCCGCAACGCGUGGUCGUCACCCUCCAUCAGGACAUGAGGCAGCAGGAGAGAGAACAGGAGCAGUUACUCAAGAUCUGCAAGAACUGCAGCGGCUGCGCCGAGCGCCAGGUCCCGUGCGUGUCGUUGGACUGUCCCGUCCUUUACAAGCUGGGUCGAGUGAGCAGGCAGCUCUCCAAGGCGCCGUACCUGCGACAGCUGCUCGACGACUUGUGAUGGCCACCCGACGUCACGGCUCACUUGGUGCUAAAAUGGCAGAUUCGCCGCUAUCAUCUCAGUGUUCAUUUUGAAACAUUUCAAUGGUGCUUCACCUGAUAACCUCGUUGGGUUGUCAUUGUGUCAUUGUUAACUACUAACAGUAUUUGUUAUACAAGUACAGUAUUGUCUGCUUUGAGCCUCCCUCAUAGGGCAUGUGUAUGUCUUUAUGAUUAUUUGUUGAUUAAAGCUAUCUUCAGCUUCCUAAAAAAACAACUAAAAUGACAGUCACCCCAGUCACUGAGUCUGGUGUGGGUUGUGACAGCCACACAUAAUUGUGACCUGUUUUAAUAAUAAUUGGACUUUGGACUCCAGUUUAAUGUACAUAAACCUUGUAUGAUUCAUAAGUACAUUGUCACUAUAUCAGCAUAAAACCAAUUACAUCCCCAGCCUGAAUGCUGUUUUUAAACAUUCUAUUCAGGGAUGCCAUUUUGAUUGUAUUCAUGCUCAUCUAGUGUGAAAUUGUUUUGUUUUUUAACUUGGGACUGGUGCAAUACUGUGUUUUGAUAAUUUGUCUCUGUGCAUUUCUGUGCUGUCAUCCAAACAUGUUCAGAUCUGACUCUUGUUUGUAAAAAUAAAAAUGUUUUUCUUUACUUUUUUUUUCUUUUAAUGGAUAUUGCUGUGGGUUGAAAUUGAUAUAAUAAAAAGUCAUUGUAUUCAAAUGUUUUUCUAAAAUAAAAGGUUGGAUCACA